Molecule: messenger RNA, 513 nt
Organism: Drosophila teissieri
Lineage: Eukaryota; Metazoa; Arthropoda; Insecta; Diptera; Drosophilidae
Exons: 3
Coding region: 1-513 (170 amino acids)
Source: RefSeq, a predicted model, not a curated record
AUGGGAUGUUAUAUUCAUUUUAAUUUAUUUUGCGUUCUACUGCUAGUGGACUUUGGACAACCAGACCUUGAAUAUGCAGGCUACGCCAAUACAGAAGCACACCUAGAUGAUCACCUAACACGGCCUGAUGUGGAUGUGGCUGACAGUGAUAAUGAGAUGACAAUGUCGUAUGAUUAUCACAAUGAACACCACGACAGUACCAUCCACCCAGAUCCCCAAGUGCAAUUAUCAACUGAUCAUUAUGAUGAACCUCACGAUGAUCAUUUAACCACUGGAAUGGAUGGUUUUGAAGGACACUCAGACACAGAUUACGAUCACCAUGGUCAUCAUGAUCACCAUGAUUAUCAUGAUCAUCACGUUGAACAUGAUCCACACGUUGAACAUGAUCCACACGUUGAACAUGAUCCACACGUUGAACAUGAUCCACACGUUGAACAUGAUCCACACGUUGAACAUGAAGUUGAAGAUCGAAUAGUGCGUUAUGCGUUGCAUAGGCGGCACGAAGAAAUUUGA